AUGGAAAAAAAUAUAUUGAAGAAGUAUAAGAGUUUCUUUAAUUUUGUCAGUAAUGUAAAAAGCCAAACGGAUAAGGAAAAGAACAUUCAGUUCAGUCAAAAUUUGUAUUUGAAGAAUAUAUCAAAGAGUAAUUAUAAUGUUAAAAAUAAUACCGAUCAAAUAUACGACAAUAAACUUUUCUUAAAAUAUUGGGUACGGAAAAAAAGACCAGGAGCUAGAAAUUGA
This is a messenger RNA of Plasmodium malariae, 225 nucleotides long. RefSeq names its product conserved Plasmodium protein, unknown function. NCBI's taxonomy places the organism in Eukaryota, Apicomplexa, Aconoidasida, Haemosporida, Plasmodiidae. The transcript has a single exon. Bases 1 to 225 code for a protein of 74 amino acids. The record is from RefSeq and is a predicted model, not a curated record.